AUUAGACUCAAAAUCAGCGACUUUACUUUCUGAAGUGACUGUAUGUUACAGCACUUGCACCCCAUUCAGUAGCGUGUGCGGGUGCACAAGCAGCGGCAACAGUCGGGCCCACUGGCUGUGACCCGCAUUUUUUUUUGGCUCACUGGGUCACGUCGGGCUAUGUUAGUCCUACACACUUGUUCGGCCACUUGUCAUUUUCAUAUAAAAACAUGCUACGAUCGAUCGCCGCUGCUGCCACCCGCCGACGCAUGUUCUCUACCACGAGCGCAAUGCGCAUGUCGGAGGGCGAGAAACAAAUCCAUGACAAAUUGACUGAAGCUCUGACACCACACAAGCUGCGAGUUGUCGACGUCUCCGGCGGCUGUGGAUCGAUGUAUGCUAUCGAUAUCGCAACCAAAGCCUUUGAAGGCUCUUCGAUCGUCAAGCAGCACCGCAUGGUGAACCAGAUUCUCAAGGAAGAGAUCAAAGAUAUGCAUGGUCUCCAGGUACUUGACAUAUCCCUGUUGUGCACAGAUACAUUUAAGAAUUCUUUCGCUCUAACACCUUGUAUAUAUAGUUGAAAACAUCUGCAAAAUAG
Zychaea mexicana is the source of this 577-nucleotide messenger RNA. RefSeq names its product bola protein. NCBI's taxonomy places the organism in Eukaryota, Fungi, Mucoromycota, Mucoromycetes, Mucorales, Lichtheimiaceae. Bases 210 to 560 code for a protein of 116 amino acids. The transcript has 2 exons. The record is from RefSeq and is a predicted model, not a curated record.